AUGUGGAGGCUGAAGAUCGGCGAGGGCAGCGGGCCGUGGCUGCACUCGGCCAGCGGCUUCCUGGGCAGGCAGGUGUGGGAGUUCGAUCGCGACGCCGGCACGCCGGAGGAGCGCGCCGAGGUCGAGAGGCUUCGUGAGGACUUCACCAAGCACCGCUACCACAAGCGGGAGUCGCAGGACCUCCUCCUACGCUUGCAGUUUGCAAAAGGGAACCUCCUCCCGGCCAACAUUCCAACCACGAGGGUCGUCGAAAAGGGUACACAGGUAGUCACGGAGAAAAUGAUAACGACUUCACUGAGGCGUGCUCUUCAUCAAUAUUCUACUCUCCAAGCACACGAUGGACACUGGCCUGGUGACGUCAGUGGACUCAUGUUCAUUAUGCCUAUGCUUAUAUUCUCUUUAUAUGUUACUGGAUCACUUAACAUCGUCCUAUCAUCAGAACAUCAACGUGAGAUACGCCGCCACAUUUACAAUCAUCAGAACGAGGAUGGCGGUUGGGGAACACAUGUUUGGGGACCUAGUAGCAUGUUUGGAUCAUGUUUAAAUUAUGUAGCCUUAAGGCUUCUUGGCGAGAUGCUAGACGGUGAUAAUGAUGUAUUAACCAAAGGGCGUGCUUGGAUUUUAUCUCACGGAAGCGCAACUGGAGUACCGCAGUGGGGAAAGAUAUUUCUCUCGAUAAUUGGUGUCUACGAUUGGUCGGGCAAUAAUCCAAUCAUUCCUGAGUUGUGGUUGCUUCCAUACUUUCUUCCAAUUCAUCCAGGACGAUUUUGGUGCCAUUGUCGGUUAGUAUAUAUGUCAAUGGCAUAUCUUUAUGGGAAGAGAUUUGUUGGGCCCAUUACUCCAACAAUAAUGGCACUACGAGAGGAGCUCUACAACAUACCUUAUGACAAUGUUGAUUGGGGAAAGGCGAGUAAUUAUUGUGCCAAGGAGGACCUUCACAACCCCCGCUCACAAAUGCAAAAUAUUGUAAAUUUUUGUCUUAACAAGUUUGUGGAGCCAAUGUUAAAUUGGUGGCCAGCAAACAAGUUAAGAGGAAGAGCUUUGAGUAAGCUUAUGGAACAAAUUCAUUAUAAUAAUGAAAUAACUGAAUACAUAACCAGUAGUCAUGUUGACAAGAUACUGAAUAUGAUCUGUUGUUGGGUGGAAAAUCCAAAUUCAAAUGCAUUCAAGAAACAUCUUCCAAGAGUUUAUGAUCAUCUGUGGAUUGCAGAAGAUGGAAUGAAGGCUAAGAUUUGUGAUGGCUGCCAGAGCUGGGAGACGCCAUUCAUAGUUCAAGCAAUUUGCUCAACAGAUCUUAUAGCUGAAUUUGGCCCAACUAUAAAAAAGGCUCAUGAGUUCAUGAAAAACUCACAGAUUCUUGGAAACUUCCCGAGUUAUGAAAGUUUUUAUCGCCAUAGAUCAAAAGGUUCAUGGACCCUUUCAACUAUAGACCAUGGUUUGUCUAUAUCUGAUUGUACUGCAGAAACUCUUAAGGCAUUGCUAUCAUUAUCAAAGAUUUCUCCCAAUCUUGUUGGUGACCCAAUAGAAGAACAAAGGGUUUACGAUGCCAUCGAGUUUCUCCUUUCUUUGAUGAAUAAAGAUGGUUCUUUUUGCGCAUAUGAACAUAGAAGAACAUCUGCCUGGCUAGAGAUUCUUAAUCCUUCUGAGAGUUUUAAGAACAUUGUCAUCGAGUAUCCAUCUUGUGAAUGCACUGCAUCGGUGGUUGAUGCUCUAAUAUUAUUCAAAGAGCUAUACCCACAGUACCGCGGUGAUGAGUUAGGAAAAUGUAUAAAAGGCGCUGCUAAGUUUAUUGAAGGAAAACAACUGAACGAUGGCUCGUGGUAUGGCAGUUGGGGUAUUUGUUUCACGUAUGGAACCUUGUUUGCGAUAAAAGGAUUAAUUGCUGCUGGAAGAAAUUAUCACAAUAGUUCUUCUAUCAGGAAAGCAUGCAAUUUUUUGUUGUCAAAGCAACAAAGUACUGGUGGAUGGGGAGAAAGCUAUCUUUCUAAUUAUACUGGGGAGUACGUUGACAGUGGCACUCCUCACACGGUGGAGACUGCUUGGGCAAUGCUAGGUUUAUUCUAUGGUGGGCAGACUGAAAUAGAUCGGGUACCACUAUACCGUGCAGCGCAAGUAUUGAUGAGCAUGCAGCUAGACACGGGCGAGUUUCCCCAGCAGGAGCAUGUUGGAUCCGCCAACUCUGCCUUCUACUUCAACUAUCCCAACUACCGCAACUUAUACCCUAUCAUGGCUCUUGGAGAGUUUCGUCGCCGACUUGUUGCAAGCGACUGA
Triticum turgidum subsp. durum (durum wheat) is the source of this 2271-nucleotide messenger RNA. Lineage: Eukaryota; Viridiplantae; Streptophyta; Magnoliopsida; Poales; Poaceae. The record is from the annotation of a GenBank genome assembly.